AUGUGGAUAACCACUUGGCUAGGAUCCAUUCCCGGCUUCGUAUCACGUAUUUAUACGCUUUUCCGCCCUCCCAGACCGGCCAAGUCAUCGAACGCGAUCCGGCUGGGCCUGUUCGGCGCCUCCAAAAUCGGACCCCUCGCCGUUAUUAACCCUGCACUCUCACAUCCGGACGUCAUUGUCGUCGCCGUGGCCGCGAGGGACAGGACGAAGGCCGAAGCGUACGCAAAGAAGUGGGAUAUACCCAUAGUGCACGAUUCCUAUGAUGACUUGCUGGCCGACCCAUCGAUCGACGCAGUCUACAUCCCACUCCCCAAUAGUCUGCACGCCGAAUGGGCCCUCAAGAGCCUCAAGGCCGGCAAGCAUGUGCUCCUGGAGAAGCCCUCGGCUUCCAACAACGAGGAAGCUCGCAUGCUAUUCGAAUCACCAAUAUUAUUUGCCAAGAAUGAGAAUGCCAUGCCUCCCGUAUUGCUGGAAGCGUUUCACUACCGCUUCCACCCCGCAUUCGACGCCUUCAAGUCCCUCAUUGGCGACAAACCGGAGCAGCAAAUCGAGCAUGUUUGGGCUAAGUGCGUCAUGCCCUGGGCACUUCUCAUCCCAUUCGAUGACAUUCGAUUCAAGUACCAGCUAGCCGGCGGCGCAACCAUGGAUAUUGGCACUUAUGCCGUUUCCUGGCUACGCAACACCUUCGGCGCCGAGCCCGAGGAAUGCAUCUCAGCCAAGCACGCCUUGCUUCCGGAACCGUAUAUUAAAGAUGAGCCUUCUACGGAAAUCGGAAUGAAAGCCGCAUGGCGGUUCCCCGGUGGCGCAAUCGGAGAAAUCAAUUGUAGCCUUAGCAGCUGGGGGGAGUCGACUUGGCUGCCGGGCUUCAUAGCCAAGCGUCUACCUACUUUUUCCACUCCACAUGUUAUAGCCCAACUAAAAGAGGUGACUGUCCCUGAAGAUCCCGAAGUAAAACUCGUGCCCGGCAAAGAACACCGAGUCAAGCGCACUGUGUCUUUCUGGAUGCCGCUAUUUCCCACGAUUUGGCAUCGUAUCAAUAUUGAUGAGGUUCACACAAUCCGUGACAGUAAGUCACUUUCUGAACUCAGAAGGUGGCGUACAAGCCGUAGUGUGAAGGAGUAUAAAAUCAGCGGUAGAGCGGGAGAAGCUUGGUGGUCGACGUACAGAUACCAGCUUGAGGAGUUUGUUAAUGCCGUCAAGGGACGUCCAGGCUCGGGCGUUUGGGUCAGUCACGAGAAUUCGAUCAAGCAGAUGCGGAUGAUUGAUUGUGCGUACAAGAAGGCUGGACUACCACUGAGGCCGACCACGGAAUAUAAGUCGUAA
Messenger RNA from Pseudomassariella vexata, 1323 nucleotides. RefSeq lists its product as uncharacterized. Lineage: Eukaryota; Fungi; Ascomycota; Sordariomycetes; Amphisphaeriales; Pseudomassariaceae. The transcript has a single exon. The record is from RefSeq and is a predicted model, not a curated record. Gene Ontology annotation, molecular function: nucleotide binding. The coding region runs from base 1 to 1323 and encodes 440 amino acids.